Messenger RNA from Phytophthora infestans T30-4, 1213 nucleotides. RefSeq lists its product as uncharacterized. The record is from RefSeq and is a predicted model, not a curated record. Gene Ontology annotation, molecular function: protein binding. The transcript has a single exon. Lineage: Eukaryota; Oomycota; Peronosporomycetes; Peronosporales; Peronosporaceae. Bases 120 to 1157 code for a protein of 345 amino acids.
GAUAAGAUGCGCACGCCGGUGGAACCAACGACCUCUGGCUCUGUGGGGUCUGCCUUAGCGCACUCGGUACGCGUGAAGUCUCCUCUUCAUGAUUUAGUGUGAAGCGCACACUGCAAACGAUGUUGGCGCUCAACAGCUACGGCCUGGUGGCAGUAUCGCGCUCCGGUGUUGCAAGCAAUAACGCCGCUGACCGUGUGAUCCUCCCUCGUCUGUGCGGCAGCGGCCUUCCUGCCGUUCGUGAAAUCCGCUCGCUGACCAAGCUGGACAUCCUGUCGCGUGCGCCCGAGCACCCUUUGUAUCGCACCACGUCAGGCUUCGACUAUGGUUGCUACGUGGAUUCCAAGGACCUGGCGCUCAGCUGCCCCAAACACGCGAGGCCCGCGGGUUUCACGAAGGAAUUUAUUGCCGGUAACUACACCGACUAUAGCCUCUUGUCACUGGAGAAUACGAAGCGACGGGCCGAGAAAUGGCAGCAGAAGAUGGACGUGCGCACCUCGCAAAUGCGCGUUAAAUACGUCGAGCUGCAGCAAGUGCUGGAGCAGAAGAAGAAGUUGCGUCGCAUUGAGCGGGAGAAGCGACGCCGCGAGAUGGAGAUUUUGCGGCUAGCAGUGGUGCACCUCCAGGCUAGAAUGCGAGGGUAUCUGACGCGAUGCUCGCUCGCGCAGGAGAAGCUGGAACGGGAGACAGAGGCGGCUCUGUGUAUUCAGCAAGCGAGUCGAGCACAUGCACGAGUACGGGCUGCCAAGCAGAUAUUGAAGGCUAAACGACGAGAGAGGCUAGAGUUUUUUGCAGUGAAGAUCCAGCGCAUAUGCCACAACUUCAUCCUGCGCCGACAUGCUACACGCCAGUUGCAGAAGUUGCGAGUGGCCAAACGACAGAAAGCCAUCGCGUUGGAGCAUGAAGUUCAGCGCCAACGCACUGGUGCUGCGAACCAGAUUCAACGUCUGGCACGAGGCCACCUCGCUCGGAAAGAUCUACAGCGUCGGUCGUCCAGUGCGUCAAGUGUGGCAUUUGACAAGGACGACAAGGAGUCGCUGCUCGCAAUCACUGGUCGCAUGCGCAGUCGUGGAGCACGUCGCGUUAUUGCGCAGAUGCAGCAAGUGCGUCGGAAGCACACGAAAGCCACGGUCCGCAUUGCUAGUCCUCCAUUAAAAUGAGCUUACGUACUUUUUUUAGGUACUGUAGUAAAACACCGUGCAUUUCAUCGUCCUCA